AUGUCACUGCAACGAAUUCAACACGAUCAAAGCGAUUCGGCUGCUCUUGCGUCCCGAUCUUCUCACUUCUCACACAUUGAAGCAUCGAGAAAGCUUUUUGAGUUUGAGAUCUGCUUUGUGGUCAAUCCAAAUGUAAAGUGGUGGAAAAGGGUGGCUGCCGCUGUUCUAAUACUCAUGAGUUGCUUCCCUCCAGCUCCACCAAUCUAUGUGCCUUGUCCAGUAAGGGUUCCAGUUGGUGUUCCUUGUCCAGUCCCAAGUCCGUUUCCAGUGCGUGUCCCAGUACAAGUUCCCGUACCUGUACCACAACCAGUACCAAUCAUCUGUGCUCCAGUGCCGGUUCCUGAGCCUGUGCCUGUUUCUGUCCCUAGACCUGUACCCGUUCCCGUUCCCGAACCUGUACCAGCUCCUUACCCUGUACCUACUCCAGUUCGGAUGAACUCUGUCCUUGUGAUUCUUGCAAUCUCGAGCGGUGUUUGGUGCACUGCCGAUGGUGAAAGAAAUUUCGGUGUUCCGGAAAGACAAGGCCGUCCAAUGAGACCGCCGCCUCCUACCUAUUUGAGGAACGUGACUGAGCAGGCUCGAACCGAAUACUUCGCCAUUGUGUCGAACAUGACUCAAACCAUCGCCCAGCAGAAGCAAAAUCUGCUGGAAUGGGCGCAGAAGUACAACAUGGAGAGGCAAGCGCGAGAGUACGAUACGAAUAUGACGAGCCUAAAAUAUGACGUAAAGAAUAAUGUGACGAAUUUGAUCUCACAGCUGCCGUCAGCCCUGCAACAGUUUUUCGCUGUAAUGGACGACGAUAAUCAGACUUUCGUGGAGCAGAUGAAAGCGCUCAAAGAUCUAUGCUCUCAAAACCGACAGCAAUGCAAUGUUCUAAAAACCGUUAUGAAACAGUUCAAACCGAGAGGGCAAGAUGACUUUAUAAGAAACUCCAUGAUGGGAAGACCCGGGACAGACGAAGGACAUGGCAGUUUUGGGCCGCCAGGAAACUUCGAUGAUGAGGAAGACAUAGAACAAGAAGUCAAAACGCUCUAUAUGGACUUUGAGAAGUAUUACAGAGAGAAUACAUUCCUUAAAGUCAUCACUGGAGACUUGCACGUCAAGAAUGGACCAGAAGAACGUCUGAAGAAGGACACAUUGGAACUCGCGGCGAGACGGUAUCGUUUGCCUAACCUCUCAUUUGACGUCGAUAUUAAUAUCGUUUAUGGUGAUAUCUUGGCCGCAGACGCCUCCUUCGCGAAAGGUCUCAUUCAUUUCUCGCGGAAAGAAAAAAAAGCCGCUAAAUUCGAAAAACGAAAUUCUAAAACCACCACGAACGGGGUUUACUCAGUUCAUUCGUCGUUUGCUGAAAAGAUGCCGUUCUUCAUAACAUCGACAAGGAAUACCACCGGCUCAUUCAACAUCAAAUUAGCGUUAUAG
Messenger RNA from Angiostrongylus costaricensis, 1419 nucleotides. The record is from the annotation of a GenBank genome assembly. NCBI's taxonomy places the organism in Eukaryota, Metazoa, Nematoda, Chromadorea, Rhabditida, Metastrongylidae.